Ipomoea nil (Japanese morning glory) is the source of this 558-nucleotide messenger RNA. RefSeq lists its product as uncharacterized. Gene Ontology annotation, biological process: DNA integration. The coding region runs from base 1 to 558 and encodes 185 amino acids. The transcript is spliced from 2 exons. Gene Ontology annotation, molecular function: nucleic acid binding. The record is from RefSeq and is a predicted model, not a curated record. NCBI's taxonomy places the organism in Eukaryota, Viridiplantae, Streptophyta, Magnoliopsida, Solanales, Convolvulaceae.
AUGGACAUCAAUGGCGUUGUCGUUCGACGAAUCCUGGUAGACACCGGAAGCAGCGUCAAUGUGCUAUACUUAGAAACCUUCAUCAAAAUGGGAAUGACUCGAGAACAGCUGAGUCCUGUCAAAACUCCCCUCGCCGGUUUCACAGGGGACUCGGUGGAGGCGGAAGGAUCAAUCACAGUUCCCGUGGAGAUUGGCAGUUACCCAGAUGUACAGAAACUCAGCUUGAAGUUCAUUGUGGGUGAUUUGCGCUUCUGCCUGCCCGAGCACAUUGUCAGCGACAACGGGCGACAGUUCGAUUGUCAGGCAUUCGCCGACUUCUGCCGCCGACACGAUAUCCGCCACACUAAGGUGUCGAUGGCAUACCCACAGGCCAACGGACAAGUCGAGAACGUGAACCGAACGCUGGUGGAUGGGAUUUGGAAGAAAUUGGAAGAUAUUCGAGGAAAUUGGGGGGAUGAGCUUGACCGAGUCCUAUGGGCUUAUCGCACUACCCAGCGACAAGCAACGGGAGAGAGAGUCCAUUCUCACUCGCGGCUUCGAGGCAAAGGUUCCAAUUGA